Tripterygium wilfordii is the source of this 600-nucleotide messenger RNA. RefSeq names its product H/ACA ribonucleoprotein complex subunit 3-like protein. Gene Ontology annotation, molecular function: telomerase RNA binding; box H/ACA snoRNA binding. Gene Ontology annotation, biological process: positive regulation of telomerase RNA localization to Cajal body; rRNA pseudouridine synthesis; snRNA pseudouridine synthesis. Gene Ontology annotation, cellular component: box H/ACA telomerase RNP complex; box H/ACA snoRNP complex. Bases 147 to 341 code for a protein of 64 amino acids. The record is from RefSeq and is a predicted model, not a curated record. The transcript has 4 exons. NCBI's taxonomy places the organism in Eukaryota, Viridiplantae, Streptophyta, Magnoliopsida, Celastrales, Celastraceae.
AAAGCCCAUAGGUGAUCAACUUUGCUUUUCUGCUUAUAAUUGUCGUUCGUUAAACCCUAGCAGAUCACGUUGACUGGCUCGUCUUCGAUCUCAAACCGAACCAGAUUCAGACUACCAAUCGAAACAGGGUUGGAAAACUAGUUACAAUGUAUCUUCAGUUUUAUAUAAACGAGAACGGCGACAAAGUCUACACUACCAAGAAAGAAUCACCACUGGGAUUGGCAACCGAAUCUGCACAUCCAGCUCGCUUUUCUCCAGAUGACAAGUACUCUAGGCAAAGAGUUCUCCUGAAGAAAAGAUUUGGGUUGUUGCCAACCCAGCAGCCGCCACCCAAGUAUUGAACUAAUGACUAUGCUUCAAAAUCGUGGCCGGCAUUGUUUAGGAGCUUUUAUGAAUAUGGAGCUUCCCAUUGCAUGCCAAGGAGUGUUCUAAAGUAUUUCCAUCAUGUGACCGAAUUUGGGUAUAUUUAUCUAUGCGGCCUCUAUUUUGUAGUGUGCUAGUUGCAGGCUGAAAUAUACUGUAUGAAUCGGUUCUACUUCUACCCUGCUCUCUAAAUUUUGGUCUUAUUUUUCUUAAAAUUUGUUUGCUUUGCUUGUAAUU